Molecule: messenger RNA, 3844 nt
Organism: Telopea speciosissima
Lineage: Eukaryota; Viridiplantae; Streptophyta; Magnoliopsida; Proteales; Proteaceae
Product: trafficking protein particle complex subunit 11-like
Exons: 9
Coding region: 169-3717 (1182 amino acids)
Source: RefSeq, a predicted model, not a curated record
GCAGAUCCUUGGGUUUUCGUUUCAGAUAGCAUUGUUCAUCAUCAAAUCUGAUCGAUGUGACACAAAAUGAAAAGCCCUAGCCUACGCUAGCAAUCAUUCAAAUCUCGACUGGCGCACCUGAACUUCAAACGAGGGCGGUUUCUGCAAUCUCGACUAUAGCAGAAUAGUAUGGAAGAUUACGCCGAAGAGUUCCGCACUCCACCAGUCACUCUGAUUUCUUUGGUAGGAUGUCCGGAGCUCCAUCCAACAAUCUCAACUUAUCUUCACUCAGAGCAGCCCCCUAUCAAUACUCUGGCGUUGCCGGAUUUCUCGAAGAUCUCGGUAUUGGGGAGGACGCAUAAGGAAACUGCAGAUUCUGGUCAGCCCGGUGGGAUUUUGAAGAGAGAUUGGUUAUUGAAGCAUCGAAUCAAGGUUCCAGCGGUUGUUGCUACUUUGUUUAGUUCCGAUCAGGUCGCUGGCGAUCCUGCACAGUGGCUACAGGUCUGCACCGAUCUUGAAAACCUAAAAAUUGUGCUUCGUGGAAGGAACAUUAAAUUGGUUGUGGUGGUUGUUCAGUCAACUGAUAAGGAUGAAGUCACUGAAGACCGUAUGAUUGCCCUGCGAAAGCGUGCUGAAGUUGAUUCCAAGUAUCAUCUUAUCUUCAUCCAGAAUGAUGCAUCAGAACUAAAACAAUCACUUAAAAGGUUGGGCAGCGCACUUGCUGAACUAGCAAAUAUAUAUUACAGGGAUGAAGGUCGAAGGAUUAAAACUCGUAUUGAGAAGAAGAACUUCAACUUUAUUGAGUUGAAUAUCCGCUAUUGCUUUAAGGUUGCUGUAUAUGCAGAAUUUCGGAGAGACUGGGUUGAAGCUUUGAGGUUUUAUGAAGAUGCAUACCGUGCUCUACGUGAGAUGGUUGGGACAUCAACAAGGUUGCCAGCAAUUCAACGCCUGGUCGAGAUAAAAACAGUUGUAGAGCUAUUGCACUUUAAGAUAUCAACCUUGUUGUUGCAUGGUGGGAAGGUCAUAGAAGCAGUUAUGUGGUUCCGACAACACAUUGCAUCUUAUAAAACUCUUGUGGGAGCACCAGAAGUUGUUUUCCUUCACUGGGACUGGAUGAGCCGGCAGUAUUUGGUCUUUGCUGAGUUACUGGAGACAAGUGCUGCAACCAUCCCAGGCAAUGCUUCUCUUAUCUUAGGCACAUCAGAGAAACCUUCGACUGAGUGGGAAUUCCACCCAGCUUACUAUUAUGAGUUAGCAGCUCACUAUAUGAGGGAGAAGAGAUGUUGCUUGGAAGUUGCUUUGUCUGCAUCAGAAACCUCAAAAAGGAUUGAGAGUAGCUCUGAAUCUGUGAUACAAUCAGUUUUUGUGGGCCAAUUUGCUAGGCUACUGGAGCAAGGGGAAGCAUUUGUGAUGCAAAUCCUUACUGAUGCAGAGUACGUUCAGUAUGCUCUUGCAGAAGGGAAGAGGUUUCAGGAUUCUUAUGAAAUUAUUGCUCUGCUCAAGAAGUCUUUUGAAUCAUAUGAUAACCUUAAUGCCCGAAGGAUGGCCUCUUACUGCGGGAAUCAGAUGGCCAGAGAAUACUUUACUCUUGGUGAAUUUGGUAAUGCAAAGAACCUUUUUGAUGGCGUUGUUAGUCUGUACAGGCAGGAGGGUUGGAUUACAUUGCUUUGGGAAGUCUUGGGUUACUUGCGUGAGUGCUCCAGGAGACUAGGUUCAGUAAAAGAUUUCAUUGAGUUCUCUCUUGAAAUGGCUGCUUUGCCUAUAUCAUCUGCUGCUGAGUCCUCCAGGUGUAAAGGAGAAUAUGGGCCAGCUGGGCCCCCUGCUUUUCCUCAGAGAGAGAUGAUACACAGAGAAGUUUUUGGGCUCGUGAAAGGGGAACCCAUUUCGACAUCAGAGGAAGGCAAUUGUAUCCUUGCCAUAACCAAUGAUGAACCCCUCCAUCUGGAGAUUGAUCUCAUCAGCCCUUUAAGGGUAGUACUUCUUGCUUCAGUAGCUUUCCAUGAGCAGGUGGUUAAACCUGGUGCAUCUAUCUCACUUACACUGUCACUUUUAUCACAAUUGCCCCAUUCUGUUGAGAUUGAUCAGUUAGAAAUCCAAUUCAAUCAGUCAGAAUGUAAUUUCACCAUUGCCAGUGCUUCCAAAGAAACCGAGGUAGCAAGUUCUGUUGGGGAGACAGUUACUCGCUUAAAGACUGCACCAAAUCUAAGUCUGGUUACAAACAAAUGGCUACGGUUGACAUUUGACGUCAUAUCAGAACAAAGCGGGAAGCUUGAAUGCCUCUCAGUGAUUGCAAAAUUGGGACCCCACUUGACAAUCUGUUGUCGAGCCGAGAGCCCUGCUUCAAUGGAUGAUUUGCCACUUUGGAAGUUUGAGGAUCUUGUACAGACCUUUCCAACAAAGGAUCCUGCCCUUGCAUUCUCUGGGCAGAAGGUUGUACAAGUUGAAGAGCCAGACCCACAAGUUGAUCUUGUUCUAGGUGCUACCGGCCCUGCAUUAGUUGGGGAACGCUUUUUGGUUCCUGUGACUGUGACCUCCAAGGGCCAUGCCAUCUAUUCUGGUGAGUUAAAGAUUAAUCUGGUGGAUGCUAGUGGAGGUGGUUUGGUUAGUCCAAGGGAAACAGAACCAUUUUCAAUGGACAGUCACCAUGUUGAGCUCCUUGGCAUCUCUGAACCAGAUGGCGAAGGUGAAUCUCAAGCAGGUAUGGAUAAUAUCAAGAAGGUCCAGCAGUCUUUUGGAUUGUUACCCAUUCCUUUCAUACAACUGGGAGACUCCUGGUGUUGCAAACUAGAAAUCAAAUGGAACAGACCCAAACCUAUCAUGCUCUAUGUUUCACUGGGUUACCUCCCAAAUAGUGAAGCUGGGGCACAGAAAGUUCAUGUGCACAAAAGCAUUCAAAUUGAAGGGAAAACUGCUGUAGUGAUGGGCCAUCGUUUUAUGCUGCCAUACAGGCGGCACCCGUUGUUGCUCUCAAAGAUCAAGUUAGCACCUGAUUCUGAUCAUUCACAAUCACUGGCUCUGAAUGAAACCAGUAUUCUCAUUGUCAGUGCUAAGAAUUGCAGUGAUGUUACUUUGCAAUUGAUGUCCAUGUCCAUUGAAAUGGACGAUGAUGAGAUUGGACGCUCAUGCACAGUGCAGCAGGGAGGUGAUAUUCCACUGGAUAAUGCAUUUCUUGUGCCAGGGGAAGAGUUCAGACAAGUUUUCUCCGUCAUACCUGAGUUAAAUUUUCCAACACUUGCCAUGGGUACAGUGUCUCUGAGAUGGAGUAGGAAGUUUGGGUUUGAAGAGCAAUCUCGUUCCAGUGUUACAGCAACUGAGGUUUUAACCAGACACAGGCUCCCUGAUGUAAAUGUGGAGAUGGUGCCUUUAAUUGUGAGCUUGGAAUGCCCUCCCCAGGCCAUCCUUGGAUCUCCCUUCACAUGCUAUGUGAGAAUUCGGAACCAGACAGAGUUGCUUCAAGAGGUCAAAUACUCACUGGCGGACUCUCAGAGCUUUGUGUUGUCUGGGUUUCACAAUGACACAAUUUUUGUUCUGCCCAAGUCUGAGCAUAUUCUUGGUUACAAGGUUGUGCCCUUGGUAUCUGGUUCGCAACAGCUACCCCGGGUUACAGUAACCUCAGUGAGAUACUCCGCUGAACUUCAACCAUCGUUCUCUGCGUCCACCAUUUUUGUCUUCCCCUGCAAGCCUCAAUUUAUGAUGGAUGAUGUGGGGUCAAAGUCACUAGAACCCAUUGCUACUUGAGUAAAGUCUGCAUUACAUACCCAACAAUUGAAAACCCUUUCUUUAAAUCUUUAAUUGCGAAUGCAACACUUCAAAAAUUGUUUGCUGAAUUCAAGGAUCUCAUCUUCAACGGCUGGUCAGCUGUUUG